GACACACAAAAAUCAAGCUUUCUCGAAGACGACCUGGCGAUGCUGUGCUAUUGUUCAUGAAAACACUCCUAUAUUUUUUUUCGCGGGCUUUAUUUGUUGUUGCUCAGGCCCGCCAGCUGGGCAGUAUCUGGGCGGUGUUAGCCCGUGUUUGACAGCUGUGCCUGGCAUGCAGCACUGCGCCGUGUGAGAGUUGGGCGGCCAUUGUUUUCAAGUUUGCCAGAUCUCUGGAGUUUGCCGGCCUUGGCAGCUAGAUUUAGGAGGCUGUCAGCAGCUUCUCUCCGGAGGAAGGAUGGGGAUGUUUGCGGUGUGGCUGUACCUCCUGGUGCAGACUGGCGUCUCAGGAAGCCUCAUCAAGUCACUCCAGCCCAUGGACGUACCGAUUGGCCAGACGGCGCCGCUGUCAGAGGAACACGUGGUCUUCAACCUCCCGGCUGAUAACAGCACCUGUAAAGUGGAGGUGGUCCUGAAUGAACCCAUGUUCCAGCGGGUUGGGGUGUUACAGCCUCAGGUAUUUGACUGCCAGUAUCCACCAGGUUCUGUACAGUACAGCCAUCAUGGGUCGCCACUGUUGCACCAAGAUCAGGUCAAACUACGUGUACAUCUCUUCACACAAACAAAAACAGUGUCUGAAGUCUUCAUUCUUACUAUCCGUACACUGGAAUCACAGUAUAGAGCCGUACAAGUGAAACGCAAUUUGACGGUAUCAGAAUUUUUCGGCCUGUCUGAUCCUUUGAAUUCCAACAUUUUAGAGUUUACAUACAGGAGAACAAACAGUGCUAAGUGUGAAGCACACAUCUCUGUGCCAGUAAGUUCCCUCCCUGCCUUUGGUCAACUCGUUGUUGGGGAAGACAGGAGAGACGUGCGGAACCUGAGAGAGCAGUGUGACAAGUUGCUAACGUUAGGCCUGCGUUACGAACACUUGCUGCCCCCCUCCCCUGACGUGGACUUUGUUGCCAUCACUAUUGAUGUAUAUGAUCCCGAAGGUGAGGAAGAGAGAUACACCGAGAGAUUACAUUUACCUGUCAACAUCAUCGAAGGCAUGCCUAAUACGCCUCCAAAAGGGUCUUUCGGUGCCAUGUACAUUCUAGAUGUUGACCAGUUCAUUUUGAGUACAAUAACACCCACAACAAUUUCAGCGGAAGACAUGGAGACUCAGUCGGACAAACUUGUCUUCAACAUCAGCAAGCCUCUUGCCGCAGGAGAAGGUUACAUAGUACACUUGGAUGAUCACACUAAACCCAUCACCUCUUUCUCACAAGCAGAUGUAAACAACCUCAUGAUUGGCUACAAACCACCAAACACGAGCUAUCACGAAAGGAAGGUGUUCGAGGUAGAAUUUACGAUCUACGACAGUCACUUUACUCCGAGCGACCCGGUCAUGGUUUUCCUGGCCGUGCGUACGUCGGACACUAACGCGCCGCGGGUUUCCAUCAACACUGGGCUGACCCUUCUAGAAGGGCAGUCCAGACCGAUGGAGACUCACAAUUUUCAGGUGGUCGAUAAUGACAACUUGGAGAGGGUACAGAUUAUUGUUGUAGGUGGUUUGAGACAGGGAAGACUGCUGGUUGAUGGCGUCCCUGCAAUUAUGUUCACUCCGUACCACAUAGCGGAAGGACGUGUAAUCUACCAGCAUGAUGACAGUGAUUCUGACAAGGAUAACAUACAGUUGAGAAUCACUGACGGAGCUCACAGCGUGCGAGCCAGCUUCCCGAUCAGUAUCCUCCCUAAAGACGACAGUCCUCCCUUCCUCAUCAAUAAUGUCAUCUUCCAUCUCAAGGAAGGAGAGACGAUCCCUAUUGAUGGUGACAUGCUGACUGCAUCCGACAUGGACUCGAGUGACGACUACAUCCUGUUCAGUAUUACCCAUCCACCUGUAUCAGGGCUGAUCUUGAAAAAAUAUUCAUGGCAAUCACUCGGUCACCCGAUCGACUCUUUCUUACAAAGGGAUCUCUUUGAUGGAUGUAUAUAUUACCAGCACACAGGGGAGGAAAUCUUUAGUGACUCUUUUCAGUUUGUUCUUCGUGACAGCAGCGAUCCGCCCAACGAGUCGGAACCGCAGUCGGUUGUGAUCCAAGUCAUCCCGGUUGACGAUCUGCCUCCCGCUCCGAUGCCUGAGAUGACAAACUCUCUCGUGGUCAAAGAAACAGACGUUGGGGUUCUGUCUAAAAGACAUCUAGCUUACCAAGAUGAAGAAUCUGAAGAUGACGACCUUAUGUUCACCAUCACUACCAUGUGUCUGUUUGUAGACUCACUAAGUUUGGACGAUGCUGGCACUGUUGUCUCGACAGAAAGCAUGCCAGUGAUGAAGAAAACUGACGCAGUGCGCCCGGUCCGAAUGUUCCAUCAGAGCGAGAUCGACCACAUGAAGAUCGCCUACGUACCACCGAUGAACGACAUCGGACCAAAACCUCGCACGGUGCAGUUCAUCUAUUCAGUAAGCGAUCCCUCCGGAAACACAGUUACAGGGCAGAGGUUUGAUAUCACAAUCUUGCCUGUGGACAACGUUGCACCAGAUGUGCAGGUCAAUGCGCUGACUGUGAAGGAAGGGCAGUCUGUAGUCAUCACUGUGGAAAACUUGAUGGUCACUGACAGCGACACUCCAGUAAAUGACAUUGUUUUUAUUUUGAGCAGCCAACCAAAUUAUGGAAGCCUGCAAGUGAAGGGUGUUGACCUGUCAGUGGAUGGCAUGUUCACAUUUCAAGAUCUUGUUCAUUACAAGAUCAGCUAUGCCCAUGAUGGCUCUGAGGUAACAAGGGACAAGUUUUCACUCAAAGUCAGUGAUGGAGUAAACUCUGUCACCAUGGAUGUACCAGUGGAGGUUCAGGCCGUGAAUGAUGAAGCACCAGUCAUGUUAGACGGUCUCCGUCAACACUUGACUGUGCCUGAAGGAGGAUCAGUUGUACUCACACCAGAAGUGCUGUCAGCAACAGAUACUGACACAGACGACAGUCAGUUGACCUUCAUUGUAGUACAACCGCCGCGCCGAGGUAUGCUGUACCGGGACGGCGUCGUGGUCACGCAGUUCCGCCAAAAAGACAUUCACGCUGGCGCCAUUAGCUACUCUCACACUCAGGCUGAGGUUGGGAUGAUGACGGCGCACGAUUCUUUCACGCUGGUUGUGUCAGACGACCCUUUCCCCCGCAACGCACUACCAGUGCACGAUGUGAACAUCACUAUCACUCCAGUGGACAACCAGCCACCAGAGUUGAUCUUGGACAGUCCUGUUAUUGUCAAUGAAGGCCUAUCAACCCCUAUUCUGGACAACAUGUUGACUGCGUAUGAUGUGGAUACUGAUGAAGGUAAUCUUGGGUUCAUCGUCACACAACAACCAACAUGGGGAUACGUGGAGAACACUGCACCCAUGCCUGGUCACGAAAAGGGCAAUGUCGGAAUUCCCAUAUCAUCCUUUCAGCUGAAAAAUGUAAAAGAUGGUCAUAUCAGAUAUGUUCAGUCGGUCCAUGUUGGAACAGAACCGACACAGGACCAAUUCUCUGUGUGUGUUACCGAUGGAAGACGCCAUUCCAGUAAUGUCACCAUCCCCAUAUCCAUACAACCAAUGAAUGACGAGGUUCCAAACUUGAUUGCUCGUGACAUCGAGAUUAAAGAGGGAGAUACCAUGGAACUGGACUUGUCCAUGCUGGAUGUUACUGAUUUAGAUCUGCCACCAGACGAUAUUGUAUUCUCUGUGACCAAACCUCCGCAGCACGGACAGCUGUUUGAUAGCAGGAACAGGCGGCACAGCAAUGACCUUCAGGGUGUGACCUUGAGGGAGAUGAAAACCAGGAUGAGGCUUGUGUACAGCCAUGACAGCUCUGAAACCAACGAAGACGACUUCUCUGUCGCUAUUUCAGAUGGAAAACACAUUGUGAAAAAGACUGUCAAAGUCAACAUCAGGUCAGUCAAUGACGAAAUACCAGAAGUGAUCAGAAACACUGGCCUCAUCAUUGGUCCGUUAGAAAGCAAAAUUUUGUCUAGUGUUGUUUUACAGUCCAAAGAUAAAGACAACAGUGCCAAGGAACUUGUGUACGUUCCACUUACCCUCCCAAAAAGGGGUGUGUUACAGCUGAGGCGGGAGCCAUCGGAAAGUUGGAAAGAUAUAAAAGAAGACAGGAACUUCACACAGUGGCAGGUUGACAUGAACAUGGUGAGGUAUCUACAUACCGGCCGUCCAGGGUCCAAGGCAAUGGACCAGUUUUACUUCUACGUGACUGAUGGAGUGAAUGUGUCUCCUUCACAAGAAUUUAUCAUUACCAUCAAAAAGAUGAAGAAGACAGGAAUACAGGUACUCAGUAGAGAUGUUCACCUCAAUGAGGGUAGUAGAAUUGUCCUGAGUACAGAUGUCUUGUCGGCCACAGAUGGAACGAAUGAGGUAGAAAAAUUGAUCUUCACCGUUCAAAACCCACCCAGCCAAGGGAACAUAGAAGAUAUCAAUGCCCCUGGAGUAGCCAUCAACUCAUUCUCUCAGUUAGACUUGCUUGGUCGCAGGGUUGUGUAUGCCCACACAAGUAAGGCUGACGUGUCUUCAGACUUGGUUACGUUCACUGUUACUAACGGCAUGAAGCAGAAGAACGUCUCUCUUGCUGUCAGCAUCACGGCAGUGGAUGACACACCGCCUACGUUGGCUAAGAAUUUGGGAAUCAAGCCUCAUGUUGGAGAGGUCGUAACUAUAACUUCACAGGACCUGCAACUGACAGACCCGGAUUCACCAGUCGACAAUCUAGUCUUCAACCUUAUACAGGGUCCAAGAUACGGACAGCUUCUGAUCAGGGGAGCUCCCGUAGGCGAUAGAUUCACUCAAGAAGACAUAGAUGCCCAACAAGUAUCCUACAGACACAGUGGAGGAAAGGCAAGCAUCGACAGGUUUUCUUUCACUGCAACAGAUGGGAGAAACAAAGGCUUCUUUGUAACAGGAAAGCUGUUGGAUGAGCCAGUAUUUUUCGAAAUUGAAGUGGAUUUGACCGGGAAGAAACCGGUGCUAGUAAGAAAGGCUGUUCCCUCUCCAUUGCUGAGAAUGAGUGGUGGCCGUGCAGGCUUCCAGCUCACAGAUGACGUGCUACAAGUUGGAGACUCAAAGUCCUCACAGUUUGUUUUCACCAUCACACGAUUACCCCUUCAUGGUCAUCUGCAGAGGAGAAAAGACGGUUCUGUCAUCACAGCAUCGUUCUCUCAACAGGACAUCAGUGAUGGAGAUGUGCUGUACAUCCUCAACAAAGAUGCAGAUGUGACCAGUGACAGCUUUUUAUUCUUUGUGUCAGACACUGAGGGAAACUUACUGAAGAACCAAAGGUUUGACUUGAAAUGGUCUGUAGUUGAAAUGGUCCAUCCUGAGUACUCAGUGUGUGAGGAUGUGGGUUCGGUGUCCAUCCUUCUGAGAAGACGAGGUGACCUGGAACAGUCUGUGUUUGUAGGAGUCCAUGUGAAAGGUCUGACAGCGGAGGAGGGGCAGGACUUCACCACAGGGAGGGCCCAGCAGACUCAGUUUGACCCAGGUGUCAGUGAAGCACAAUGGACCAUAGGGAUCAGAAAAGACAACCUGGAAGAGAACAAGGAAAAGUUCCGAGUGCAGCUGCGGAACCCGGAUAACACACUGCUUGGACAUCAGGACAAGUCUAUAGUUUUCAUACAUGACUUCCAAAAUGGUAAGUGCAGCAGUAGUUGGCAAGAGACCAGAGGCACGGUCAACAUCCAACAGACGGGGGACAGUCCUAGGUCUACUGGCAAUGUGAUUGUGCCAUCAUCCUUCUUCUCAAACGGGACGCAUCGUCAGUGGAAGUACCAUGGACUUCUCCCAGUGAAGACAAGGACUCAGACUGGUCCUGUUGCUUCAGCCCAGGUCAGCCUUCAAAGGAUCAUGUCUCCUGCAAGGAGCCAUCCAAGAAGACACAGUUCUGCAACAGUCCAGCGUAACAGGAAGAGGUCAGGAGUCUGGCAGAGACCGUGUGACAGCUCCACUGUAGGCCUGCUGCAGUAUGAGUCCGGACAGCUCUACCAGUGUGAUGGCAGACAGUGGCAGCUGUGGACACCGCAGGAGGAAACCUUGACAGGUGGUUGUCAAGCAGGGUGGACAGAGCAUGGGGGUCUGUGCUACCAGAGAGGAAACAGUCAAGAAACUUGGAAUAAUGCUCAGCUGAUCUGUAGGGAAAGACACAAUGGAGAAUUGCCCAGCAUUUUAUCAACAGAAACAUCAGAAUGGAUUUCAGCAUUUGUGAAUGGGGAGCCAGUUUGGAUUGGACUGAAUAACAAAGGCCAGCAGAGACAGUGGCAGUGGUCAGCGGGGCAGUCUCUGUCCUAUACCAACUGGAAGACCGGUCAGCCUGACGCAGACUACAGAAUGCAGCGGAACUGUGUGGUUAUGAACCAACAACAGAAGUGGAACGUCAGGAAGUGCCACCGUGGGAAGAGUGUCUAUGUGUGUGUUAAACAAACUGAGAGUUGAACCAGUGUAAUGUUAUUGGAGGAACUUUCAAGUCAGUUUUAGAAAAUAUUAAUUUGCCAGUUUGUGUACAAUGUAAUGUUACUACAUGUAUAUGCUAGGGUAGCCUAACAUAUAAAACUCUCAAAUGUAGGCUACAUGUAUGUUUCCCUUGUUUCGUAUUUUAAAAGAAUGAUAGCAGUAUUCUUUUAUGUUAUUUAGAAGUAACGUUAGUAGAAAUAUGUUCAGAAUCCAGUAGACAUACUUGGUUCAUGCUGACAAAUUGCUGUCAGUGUAUACUAUUGGAACUCUCAAAUAUUGUUAGACAAUAGAGGCAGUGAGCAGUUACAAAAGUUAUUUCUAAAAUGUUAGAAAUAAGUUCAGUUUCCACAUUUAUCAUUAAGGACAAUCGGUUCUAAAGCAUUAAUCGGUUAAAUCAUAAUUACACGUAAUCUAAGAGCAAUUUAUUUGGGUAAGAUUUCCAGACUCCAGGCUGUGCCGGUUUAUUGGUAUCAACAAGGUACUUUCGUCAGUUCUAAUAUUCAGAUUUAUUUGUAGGGACGACAGAAAGGAAUGCUUAGUUAAGGUGAGAACCAUGUCAGUCAUCACUGAAAAUGUGCUCAAAAUUCUUGGCACUGGGAGACAGUUCUCU
Molecule: messenger RNA, 7064 nt
Organism: Branchiostoma belcheri (Belcher's lancelet)
Lineage: Eukaryota; Metazoa; Chordata; Leptocardii; Amphioxiformes; Branchiostomatidae
Product: FRAS1-related extracellular matrix protein 1-like
Exons: 15
Coding region: 290-6436 (2048 amino acids)
Biological process (GO): cell communication
Cellular component (GO): membrane
Source: RefSeq, a predicted model, not a curated record